Messenger RNA from Cucumis melo (muskmelon), 3995 nucleotides. Its product is annotated as protein SEMI-ROLLED LEAF 2-like. Lineage: Eukaryota; Viridiplantae; Streptophyta; Magnoliopsida; Cucurbitales; Cucurbitaceae. The coding region runs from base 239 to 3436 and encodes 1065 amino acids. The record is from RefSeq and is a predicted model, not a curated record. The transcript is spliced from 19 exons.
UUGUUUCGGUGGAGGUCUCGGAGAUCCGGUGCUCUUGCGCUCACAUACCGGAACCGGACGUCGAUCCCUUCUCACCAUUUUUCGAGGGCAAGGGUUAUUCUUUCCCAUUUCUCGUUCGGGUCCUCCUCCCGGUGCUUGCAGCCUUCUUCCCAAUCCUAAUCAAUCCUUUUCAUCUUUAUGUAUUUAGUUCUUUAACCGGAUUUUUGGGAUUUCCUUCUCCUCCUCCUGCUAACGGGAAAUGGUUUCGCGCCAAGUGUUGCCUGUUUGUGGUACACUUUGUUUCUUUUGCCCUGCUUUGAGUACUAGAUCUAGGCAGCCCAUCAAGCGCUACAAGAAGCUGCUUGCGGAUAUCUUCCCUCGCUCUCUGGAAGAAGAACCUAAUGACAGGAAGAUUGGUAAAUUAUGUGAAUAUGCAUCGAAAAACCCUUUUCGGGUUCCCAAGAUCACAACUUAUCUUGAGCAAAGAUUUUACAAGGAAUUGAGAAACGAGCAAUUGCACUCUGUUAAAGUCGUCAUAUGUAUCUACAGAAAGCUGCUAUUUUCUUGUAAAGAGCAAAUGCCUCUAUUUGCGAGUAGUUUGCUUGGCAUCAUCCACAUUCUACUGGACCAAGCACGCCAUGAUGAAAUGCGAAUUUUAGGUUGCGAAGCCCUGUUUGAUUUUGUUAAUAACCAGAGGGACAGCACUUAUAUGUUUAACUUAGAUGGAAUGAUUCCCAAACUUUGCCUUCUAGCUCAAGAAUUAGGGGAGGAAGGGAGAGAAAAACAGAUGCGUUCUGCUAGCCUUCAAGCCCUCUCAGCUAUGGUUUGGUUUAUGGGUGAAUUUUCCAAUAUAUCAUCAGAAUUUGACAAUGUUAUCUCUGUCGUGUUGGAUAAUUAUGGAGAUCUUAAAAGUACUUCCACUGCUCCUUCCCACAACGAGCAAGAUACUCAGGAUGAAAGUGCUGAAGUAGUUCCCCGUUCAAACGAGCACUUGACAAGGGUGUCUUCAUGGAGGAUGAUAGUAACUGAAAGGGGGGAAUUGAAUAUAUCUCUAGAAGACGCAAAAAAUCCAGAAUUUUGGUCAAGGGUUUGCCUACAUAAUAUUGCUAAGUUAGCUAAGGAAGCUACAACUAUACGACGUGUCUUGGAAUCUUUCUUCCGCUAUUUUGAUACUGGCAAUCUUUGGUCUCCAAAACUUGGGCUUGGUCUUUCUGUCUUGAUGGAUAUGCAAAUAAUAAUGGAGAAUUUGGGGCACAACUCACACUUUAUGCUUGCAAUUUUAAUCAAGCACCUCGAUCACAAGAAUGUUCUUAAAAACCCUACCAUGCAAAUUGACAUUGUUAAUAUUGCUACCUCCCUUGCUCAACAAACAAAUGCCCAACCAUCAGUGGCAAUAAUUGGUGCUCUAGGUGAUAUGAUGAGACAUCUUCGAAAAAGUAUACAUUGCUCCCUUGAUGAUGGUAACUUAGGGGCAGAAGUUGUCGAGUGGAACCGAAAAAACCAAGCGUCAGUUGAUGCAUGCCUUGUAGAGUUGUCAAGAAAGGUUGGAGAUGCGGGUCUUAUUCUAGACAUGAUGGCUGCCAUGUUGGAGAACUUGUCAAAUAUUCCUGUCAUGUCUAGAACAUUAAUUUCUACUGUGUACCGUACAGCCCAGAUCGUGGCAUCAAUACCGAAUCUUGUGUAUCAAGAUAAGGGCUUUCCUGAGGCGUUAUUCCAUCAAUUACUACUGGCAAUGGUCUGCUCAGACCAUGAAACUAGAGUUGGUGCUCACCGUAUAUUUUCUGUUGUUCUUGUUCCAUCAUCUGUCUGCCCACGUCCUCAUGCUUCUGUACCCCACUCUGCAAAGCCUACUUAUAUUCAACGGACACUCUCAAGAACUGUGUCAGUGUUCUCCUCUUCAGCAGCACUUUUUCAGAAAGUUAAAGUUGAGCCUCAUUCUGCACCAGAGAACAUCUUUCAAAAGGUGGAUGAAAAACCUAUAAUUCAGCAGCCUACAAAAGUUGAAGGUGACUCCAUUUUUAACAGACUAAAGUCAAGUUACAGUCGGGUUCACACAGUGAAAAAGGAUCCACCAAUUUCAGUUCAAGCCUCAAUUAUAGAAGAAGAGGAAGAGCCAAAGAUCAACAAUAAUACUAUGAUGAAUAGGCUGAAAUCUAGUUACAGCCGAGCUUAUAGUAUGAAAAAGACUACACCUAGUACAGUUACUGAUGAGAAACCUUUGGGAAGUUCAGAAAAGGAACAGACAACAUUCCUUAGGCUUAGCAGCCGCCAGAUUACCAAUCUUCUCUCAUCAAUAUGGGCACAAUCCAUCUCUCCUCUCAAUAAACCUGAAAACUAUGAAGCAAUUGCUCAUACUUAUUGCCUUGUGUUGCUAUUUGCGCGGACUAAGAACUCCAGCCAUGAGACGCUCAUUCGAAGUUUCCAGCUAGCAUUUUCCUUGCGGAGCAUUUCCCUGGCUGGAGGGCAAUUGCAACCAUCACAUCGUAGGUCCCUUUUUACGUUGGCAACAUCAAUGAUCAUCUUCACAGCAAAAGCCUACAACAUCGUGCCUCUUGCCCCUCGUGCUAAAGUUGCCCUUACUAGUGAAGUAGUUGAUCCGUUUCUACGGUUGGUUGAAGAUUGCAAGCUACAAGUCUCUCAUUUAGGACAUGACAACCCCAGACCAGAUUAUGGAUCUAAGGAAGACAAUGAAGAUGCUGAGAAGUCGCUUUCAGCAGUUGACACAAGUGAAAGUCAAUCUAAGGAGUCAUUUGCUAAGCUAAUUUUGCAGACAUUGCAUAACAUGUCAGAACAGAACGAGUUAUCUUCUAUUAGAGAACAGUUGCUUCAAGACUUUUUGCCAGACGAUACUUGUCCAUUAGGAACUCAAUUUUUUGUCACACCAAGAGAAAUUUAUCAAUGUGGACCCAAGAGUGACGAGACUUCUAACACGGUUGACCCCUUAUUUUCAAUGGAUAAUGACAAUCUAUGCGAUGAACCUCAAAGUCAAAAUGAUAUUGAGAUAGAGAAGGUCCCAGAAGGUCCAAGUGUAAUGAGUGCUGAUGAACUUUUGAAUUUGAUUUCUGAUAUAACAAAUCAAGUUGGAAGGUUAUCUGGCUCCUUACCGACAAACAUGCCUUACAAGGAAAUGGCUGGAAAUUGCGAAGCUCUUUCAGAAGAAAAGCAGCAGAAGAUAUCCAAUUUCAUUACUUCUCAACCAACUAAUGAAAGUUCAGUUAGAACCCCCACUCAUGAUGAUGACAAUCUGGGAAAAGAAGAGCCUUCUCAACGCCAUGUUCAGUUCACUGUAAAUAAGAGUGGCAACCCAUUUGUUGACUCAGAUGUACCUAUGUACUGGAAUUCCUCCAUUAACACUUAUCCAGCACUUUGUGCAACAGAGUACCAAUAUUAUCCCCAUCUCAUUCAACUACCAUCCUCUAGCCCAUACGAUAACUUCUUAAAGGCAGCUGGUUGUUAAGUUAUGGAAAAGAACACGAAAACUCUUCAAGGCUUCUCGGCGACUGUGAGGAUUGGCUAUAUAUUUCAAGAUGAGCAAGCAAAACUCCUGAGGUCUACAUUCUGGACCGGGCAUCUGCUGCUGCUGCUGCUCUACUCAUUCGGUCAAGUUCUUGUCAUCGUUUUUGUAUAUUUUGAUAUGAUUCAUACAUGCCAUUUUCUUGAUGGCAGGUAAUUUGUUUUCCUUCAGCCAGUUGCAUGUUUGGAUUGUUGAAAUCAUUCAUAUAUGAUGCCUUUGGAUAUGUAUUAUAGAGAAAUAGGUUGUUAGAUGAGAUUGGGCUUAAUGUUUGUCUAGACUUGGAGAUUCCAUGGUUAUCUCUGUCCAGAAGGUGCAUUCACAGGAGAUUGUUUACCUGUUGGACUGUCAUAGGUUUGUAAGUGAUAAAAGAGCGAUUAAUGGAGAUUUGUUUAGCUGUAUAUUUGUAACAAGUAUCUUUGUAUUUAUGAGUGUAAGUAUUUCCUUUUGUAACAGUUGACAACUAUUCAUUAUAGGCUAUAUUAGUGGGGCUUAUCUUACGAAA